This is a messenger RNA of Solanum lycopersicum (tomato), 876 nucleotides long. RefSeq names its product zinc finger protein 8. Gene Ontology annotation, biological process: response to gibberellin; trichome differentiation; trichome morphogenesis. The record is from RefSeq and is a predicted model, not a curated record. NCBI's taxonomy places the organism in Eukaryota, Viridiplantae, Streptophyta, Magnoliopsida, Solanales, Solanaceae. Gene Ontology annotation, molecular function: DNA-binding transcription factor activity.
UCAACUUUAUAUAUUCUCUCUUCUAAACCCUUUCUUCUUUAUCCUUUCUCUCUCAAUAUACUGUAUCUUCUUUUACACAUGGAGAAAACCAAAGAUAAAGAAACUCAAGAUUUCAUGAAUGUUGAAUCUUUUUCUCAACUUCCUUUCAUGAGACCAACGAAAGAAAAAGCCGCGAUUAGGCUUUUUGGUAAAGAAUUACUAGGUACUACUAUUCGUCAUGAAGAUCAAUCAAUUGAGAUUCAUGAUAGUGUUGGAGAUACUACAGAAAUCAACAAUAACAACAGAAAAUUUGAAUGCCAAUAUUGUUGUAGGAACUUCCCAACAUCACAAGCCCUAGGAGGACAUCAAAACGCACAUAAAAGAGAACGUCAACAUGCUAAGAGAGCUCAAUAUGCAAAAUAUCAGUACAACGCUUAUUUUAAUUCAGCGUUGUACAAUACUAGUAGUACAAGUAGUACUACUAGUGGUGGUUUGUAUGUGAAUAAUAACGGCCAUAGCCAUUAUUAUUCACAACAAAUUAAUCGCGAUAUAAAUGAAAAUCACCGUUCAUUGUCAGCGUUAUGGAGAGUACCUCAUGUUCAUCAUAGUAGUAUUAGUAGUAGUAGUAAUUCUUACUCUCCUAAUAAUGUUUCUAAUUUUGUUAGGCCAAUAGUUUAUAAUAAUGUUAAUGGAGAUUUGAAGAAGAUUAACACAAAGAGUAGCUCAAUUUCUUUAACCAGAUUUGGGUAUGAAUUGAAGGAAGGAGUACAUCAAGAUCAUGUAAGUUUAGAUCUACACUUGUAAAGAGUACAAUCCAAGCUAUAGUAUCGACUCUGUUUCAAUUUGUUCGUCAAUUUUGUUCAUCUUAUUUAUUUAUUUUUGGACCUCUUUAAUUUA